GUAGCUCGUUGGGUCAUUGCGAUAUGCAAGACUGACCACCAUGUCGAGGUAGCAGCUAUCGGUCGGGCUGCAUAUUAUAGCGGUAGACUAAUGAAAGAGAGAGAAUAACUGGACAUGCGACAACACAUUCCUGACCUUUAAUUUCUGUUUGUCUUCUUAAAAUUCAUUAUAUUAAGGAGGCCGGUAGGAACAAGUGAUAACUGACUGUAGGGAUAUCCGUCAAAGAUGCCUCGACAGAUUGACAACAUAAAAGAAUUUCUGCACAUGACACAAAGGGCAGACGCCAAAUCCGUUAAAAUCAAAGAGAAUAAAGACAAUGUCAAAUUUAAAAUUCGCUGCAGCCGAUUUUUAUACACACUUGUUGUAGUUGAAAAGGAGAAAGUUGGGAAGAUUAAACGCUCACUCCCUCCAAGUAAUUAUAGUGAAGUACUGGCUAAUCCUCACUCUUCCUUUAGAUCUGACUGUCAAAGAACUGUAAUGUGCUGUUGACAAAUAAAUACUUUGAUAACGAAGUUAGUCUCAUGAUUUCCUGACGGUGUGUGCGAGUGUGACUAUGAGGGAAGCUAGAAUGAGACAGCUGCGAUAUCUAUGACCACAUGUGAAGCUGGGUUACAACACCUCACACCAAACUGAAUUUCAGUUGCUGACGGCAACGACUAAGAAGUCAAUAAAAUUAGCGACUGUGGAAAGUUGCAGGAUGAAAGAGGUGCAAGGAACAGAGUGAGGUCACACAAGAUUGUAGUGCGUCAGAUAUGAGAGUUAUUGCUUCUGCCCCACCGUGAAUGGAUUUUAGAGUAUUCGUUUGUCUUGAGAAAUGUUUGUAAUUUGUUGGUGCAUUCCAAUGAGAUGAAUUACAUUAAUUGACGUUAUUCAUUGCGGCCUCGCAGAAAGAAGACUUAGAAACGAGUAUAAUAAACAUUGAGGUGAAGACAGUAGGUGUAGUCACCAUUAGUUAAAUAGUACCGUCGUUGAAUUCUAUCUAACAAACGCAAAGGGGUUACUGCGCUGCAGAAAGAUUCGUAUAGGAAGUGAUUGUGUUGUGUUUUCGUAUGCCCACUAAGAUUGCACUCGAUUUCAUGUGGUAUUUUUUUAUGAAACAUGUUGUGGCGAAGGAUGUGUUGCGUUUCAGGGUUAGAAAACGGUUGUGUGUGGGGACGAAAUAGUAGACUUUUGCUAGUUGAGGGAUUGUGAGUGGGUGUGAGACUGGACACUGUGAAUAAACCACUUGUUGUGACGAGUUUUAGGCGAUGUGAUGGUGUGUUGGACGAAGUAUCUUGGCGUAUGAAUGCAAGGGAGGGUAUCUAUGCGGAUGUAGCGUGUCCCGGGUGGGUUAUUUUGCUGUGUAUCACGUUUUCAUGUAGACUUACUGUGACACGGAAAGUGAGAACGGAUGAGAUAUAGUUGUCGUGGAUCCCUGUCAAGUCUGAUGCUUGAUCUGACGGUUUGUAGUCAGCUUGUGUUUCAGCUAGUUAGUGUUGAGAGAUUCGCCGAGACUCCUUUGGAUAUGAUUAGUCAUUGUUGACGGAUGCAUGAAGACAAGAGAGAGAAUUGUCUGAGUCUGGUAAUUAUUUUUGUCUGGCUUUUGUUAGCCAACAAGUAAGUGGUGUCUAAUUUUCUGAAUGACUGGUGUUGAGAUGGCGACAAAAUGGUGCGUUCAUGUGGUAAGUUAGUGAUAUUUCUGACCUAACUCAUUUAUCAUAGACUCUUGACACUGAAUGACUGGGCAUACUGAAGAGGGGUUUUGAUGAGUCUUCGUGGAAUAUAAAGUGCCAUUAACAGGUUAGUUUUCGACUAGGACAAAUUCUAGUUUUCAUUGUCUUUGUCUUACUGAAUAUAUGCUAUGUGGUGAGUGUAUGACACCUCUUAUGAGAUGAUAGUGAUUCGUCUUUCACACUGACUGCUUGUCUAAAUUGAUUCUCACAUGUUGUUUAUCUUUUCAGAUGUCAGUGGUGCACACUGGGUAAGUAGGCAAAUUCAAAUUGUCAUUCAAUGAUGAAUUAAUUGCGUGUCAUAUGAACUAUCAUUGAUAUGCACUAUUAAUCUGAUAGAAAUUCCCAGUUAGCAACUUUUCUAUAUUUCAAUGCUAUCAUCAGAACGACAAAUCUUGUUGCUAAAUAUUUAUUUAUUUUCCUUCCUUUUUUACAUUGUUACCUAGUUGAGUUGGAGCAAGUUACCGUGAAGUUGUUGUUUUGGUGACAUGUUGGGCGUAUAUGGACGAAUGCGGCUUUCCGUUUGGCGACUUAUAGGCUGGAAUGGUUCCUACCAGUUGUUAUAGUGCCACUGCAUUCUGGUAGUCUGGGAAGAAAAAACUCUGAUGUUACUUGUGAUGAACAGUGUUUAGUCGAGUGUAUAAAGCAAUGUAAAGUAUACAUGUUAUGUAGAACGAAA
This is a messenger RNA of Trichobilharzia szidati, 2388 nucleotides long. The record is from the annotation of a GenBank genome assembly. NCBI's taxonomy places the organism in Eukaryota, Metazoa, Platyhelminthes, Trematoda, Strigeidida, Schistosomatidae.